Messenger RNA from Penicillium olsonii, 732 nucleotides. The record is from the annotation of a GenBank genome assembly. Lineage: Eukaryota; Fungi; Ascomycota; Eurotiomycetes; Eurotiales; Aspergillaceae.
AUGUCAAAACCAACUCUGAUUUUCGCUGCGGGCGCGUGGUUCCCGCAAACCGCCUUCGACCCAAUCAUUGAGAAGCUCGACUUCCGCUGCCACAGCGUUGCAUUUCCCUCCAUCCAUGAGGCAAGUUUAGCCGUCGACCUCCAGCCAGACAUUGAAGCCGUCCGAUCUUUGGUGCAGCAGGAGGCAGAUGCAGGCAAUGAGGUCGUCAUUAUCGCACAUGGCUGGGCUGGGUUACCCGUCAGCAGUGCAUUGGAUGGUUUGAGCAAGUCGGAACGUGAACAGGCCGGCCAAAAGGGCGGUGUUGUGAAGCUCAUAUUCAUCACUGCUUUCUUGCCUAAUGUGGGCGAGAGUCUCAUCGGAGCCUUUGGUGGAAUGCCUCCACCGUGGUAUGAGCUCGAUGAAGAAGAUGGGACAGUAAUUGCGAGUGAUCCGCUUGUGCUGUUCCUCCAUGAUGUUCCUGAUGGCGCGGAAUGGGUGAAAUCGCUCAAGCCCCAUGCGUGGGCGACCCAGAUUGCACCUGCUACUGGGGCGGCGUAUUACAAUAUCCCCACUGCCUAUCUGCUAUGUGAAGACGAUCGCGCCACUCCCUUGCCAGUGCAGCAGGUUCUCGUCGAGCGCGCCCGUCGAAAGGGGGCAGCGAUUGAGACGGACAAGAUUAAAUCUGGACAUGCACCGUGGCUGGCUUUGCCCGAUCAGUUUAUCGCUUAUAUUAGAAAACAUGCCGGAGAUUAG